UUGGUUUCCACCCGGACUCAUCUCAUUGUUACUCUUCAAACCGAUUUGCUAAAAUUUGUAAGCUAAAAUACGGUAUUUAAUAAUAAUAAUAAAACAAUAGUUGUUUUCAGUCGACGUGUAAAUAUUUGGUACAUGUCAUAUUAUGUGGUUUGUUUGAUUUUGGUCUCAUUUGCGGCUCUUUAUAUCGAAAGGGAAAGAAAUUUGUGUUGGCUGUGCGGUGACUAGUAGCGCUCCACGCUUCCGCUCUCCCUUCGAGACGCUUCUAGAAAGAUAAAUAAAAUGGAAUCCAGGAUGCUCGGGAGGAUUUUCCUGUCCCGGUGAAGCGCACUCUGAGAGACGCGUGUACUGGUGAAGAUGUCGGAGAGGCUGGAAGUGCUAUUGGUUGGAGAAGGGAACUUCUCCUUCUCGGUGGCUGUGUGUGAAUCGGGUGAAGUUGCGAGCCUCACCGCGUCCUGCUUACAAACCGAGCAGCAAGCCGUGGCCCAGGAACACGCUGCCCACAAUAUCCAGCGCCUCCGAGACCGAGGCUGUACAGUGCUUUUUGAGGUGGACUGCACGUGCCUAAAUGAGCACGAGGUCAUCCGGCGCCAUGUCUACGACCGCGUCAUUUUCAAUUUUCCUCAUUGUGGGCGAAAAAGCGGCGUCAAGAAGAACCGCACUCUCCUGGCCAAAUUCUUCAUAAGCUGCGCUGAAGUGCUCAAGGCCGGCGGAGAAGUGCACGUGGCUUUAUGCAAUGGCCAAGGAGGCACUCCAUGUGACAACCCGAUGAGAGAAUGGCACAACAGUUGGCAGGCGGUCGCCAUGGCAGCCGAGGCCGGCCUCAUUCUCAGCGAGAUCCGUCCGUUCGAUCGCGACAGAUAUCAAGGUUACAAAUGCACGGGUUACAGGAGUCAGGAUAAAGGUUUUCAUGCGGAAGGGGGGCUGAACCACAUUUUUACCCAGAGCUUGCCGUACACAAUGCCCGAGAAACUCAAAAUGGACGUCGCAAUCGGGAAGGAGAUGGUUCGUUUUGAGCUUCCCGAGGAGUUGAGCGAAUACGUGAACAGGGAUUUCCUCAGACGGCAGUCGCGCCAUCCUGCGAAACUUGUGCUGGAGCAGUUGCUCAGAGAGAUCAAAUCCUCGUGGCCUGUGUGUUCAGUGAGCGGCAGCUUUCCAGAGUUGCUCAGCUGCUCCCAAGAGAAACUCCGGGCUUGCGGCUCAAACCUGAGCUCCUCUGAACUGUACUGGAUCAAGCCAAUUGAGACUCAUCCCCUUGACCAAUGUGAAGAUAGUGAGAAGGAUUGUGAGCCAAUGGAGGAGCAGCAGUUCCCCAGCAGUAGCUAUAUGCUACGGCCAUCUUUGUUAGUGCAUGCGGAGGAAAUUAUGCAGCGUGAGGAUUUUAGCCCCGGUACCAUCUAUGCGCUCAGUGGGUUGGUUUAUCAAAGAGUUCCCAUCUCUCCAAACCGCUCCCCUGUUUUCCAUCAGCUUCUCCUCAUCGCUGUUUUACCUUCUGAAUCCCAACCUGUCCACAGUCUCCAAAAUAAUCUGGAAGCUUUGCUUUCUCAUUACGACGUCUCGUUUGAGAAGGAGGAUCUAGGUGAGGAGCAUCGAGCAUGGCUCAGUUCUCGGGAGCUCCACAAUUUUGGCCAAAUAACUUGCGUCCCCAUUCCUCGAGCUGAACGCCAGGUCUGUAAAAGCUCCGUUUUGACUUUGCUGCUAAACCUGGACCACCUAGCAACCCUGAUCUUCUCGAUCCCUGACUGGCGUCUACUGUGGACUUCGGACCCACGCUUCCUGGCAAGUUUUGAACCGGGUAUCCUGGUGCCUUCCCCAUUUCAAUCGUUCUCACUCUACCCACCUAGUUACACCCAUGACGUGAGCUUCUGGAUGGAGCCAGAUACAUUUGACGAACUUGACUUUCACGAGGCAGUCCGCAUAGCCACGUGUGGAGCUGUAAGGGACAUACAGCUGGUAGACCGGUUCCGCCACCCUCACAUGGGACACGCUAGUCUGUGCUACCGGUUGGCAUACCAGUCGCCGGAUCGCGCCCUGUCCCGCACCCGAGUGCUGGACCUGCAAAACCAGCUGCGCACGUUGCUGCCUCUACGCUUGAACAUCACCCUCCGGUAAAUCCAGGAAUCCUCAAGAAUGCAAGAACAUUACGCAAGCACCUCACCCUAAGGUAAACACGAGAGGAGCCUUACCAAUAAUGGUUACACUUGAGAUUUUCUUUUGGACUUGGGUCCAAAUAUCCAAUCAACCAUUUUUUAAAUACUUCUCAUGGACAUCAAUCUUUAUUUAUUGAAUUUUACAGGUCAUAUUUUUAUUACAGAGAUCCUGUUGAGGUAAUCCAACUGAAAUGAGCUCCUAGGAUUAAAGAAGAUUUGUAAAUGCUAUAAUUAAGGUGUGUUCUUUGGGGGUUUUCACACUUAAGCCUUUUUUUUUCUUCUUUCCAUACCCAUGGCUGUGUGAACCAAAAGACCUUUACAUCUUGUACUCUUUUAGAGCGUUUCCACUCCUAUUACAUUGUUUGCCGGGUCAAAGGAAACGAAUACCUUUGGUUAAUUUGCUGUUUUGUUUGGUUAGGUUUUAGACUACAGCACGUGAAUGGUAUGUAGAGCUGAAAACGAUCUCACAGAGUCACUGGUCCAUGCAAAAAGGUAAACCAUCGGCAAGUGCUCAUAGUAAUCACCCGAGCAUGCAGAUCACGGCGCCGGUGCUUAAUAUCUGACGAAAUAAUUUAUUAAAUUAUAAUAAAACUAGUUUUAAACAGCAUUUUAUUUUUCUUCAGCCGUAAUCCAGAACACAGUAUGUGUGGUGUUGUUUUUUCCCCCUAAGCUCUGUUUUUUGGCUCAAUUAGAAAGACAUAUUUUAUUUAUUAAUGUAUUUAUAUUCCACCCAAAUGAUAAAUAUCCAGAUGUUGCACACCUGGUGCAACAGAUUGUACUGUAAUGGGAUUAUAACAAGUCCACACCCAGGGGAAACAAUUCAUAUCAUUGGCUUAUUAUCACAAAAUAAUUCCUUCAGAGCAACAGAUCAUUUGUGCAAACUUGUUCUUAUUGUUGUUUUAAUCGAUGCAUCAUUUAUGUCUCUAGGUGUUUGAAUACCUUCUGUUCUUGAUGUAUCAAAAAGGCAAUCCUCUGCAUGCAUGACCAGCUUCAAGCCAGUAAUAAGCAGCUGAUGUUUAUGCACUGAACUUAAGGAACCAGUCAUAAAAUCUAUAAAAUCUUAUUUAUCGUAUUAAACGUUUUCAUUUUCUUCUGGUUCUUUAAACAUCUUCACGAGGAUGCUGCAUGAUCUUGUACAUGACAAAGACGAACAUUUUACUUAUUUGGAUGAUUGUUUAUUCUUAUUCGAUUAUGACGAUUUGGAUUAUAUUUACGUGAAUAUGUUUGUAAUAAAUACGCUGCUGGAUAA
This is a messenger RNA of Ictalurus punctatus (channel catfish), 3396 nucleotides long. It is a transcript of the gene fdxacb1, whose product is annotated as ferredoxin-fold anticodon binding domain containing 1. NCBI's taxonomy places the organism in Eukaryota, Metazoa, Chordata, Actinopteri, Siluriformes, Ictaluridae. The coding region runs from base 355 to 2109 and encodes 584 amino acids. Gene Ontology annotation, molecular function: rRNA (uridine-N3-)-methyltransferase activity. Gene Ontology annotation, biological process: rRNA base methylation. The record is from RefSeq and is a predicted model, not a curated record. Gene Ontology annotation, cellular component: cytoplasm. The transcript is spliced from 6 exons.